Chelmon rostratus (copperband butterflyfish) is the source of this 569-nucleotide messenger RNA. It is a transcript of the gene efcab10, whose product is annotated as EF-hand calcium-binding domain-containing protein 10. Gene Ontology annotation, molecular function: calcium ion binding. Lineage: Eukaryota; Metazoa; Chordata; Actinopteri; Chaetodontiformes; Chaetodontidae. The record is from RefSeq and is a predicted model, not a curated record.
AUGCUAUCGUAUCAUAGCAACAAGUUCAAACAAUAUAAAGUGGGAAAGAUGGCGACACAGAGAGAAGAAGACGCCGCCGAAUAUCUUAAGAAACACAGAAUUAUCGAGCUCAUGGACAACCUGACCAGCAUGCUCUUCUUUUACAGACCUGACAAUCCCAGAGAGUUUCUCGUUGAGCAGCUGAAACAGCUGAAGAGUGAUGUGAAAGGGCCAAAUCUGUUCAACAACGACAACCUGGAUGCAGUCUUCCGCAUACUGGACCCAACCAAUCAAAAAUACAUCACUUUUGCCCAGUACAAGCAUGCUUUGACCACACUGGGCAUAAAAGACAUUAAUGAAUGUCCUGAAGGUGUGAAUGAAGACAGAAUAUCCCAUGAGAUCUUCAAAACAGAAGCGAUUCAAGGCCUGCAGAGAUGCUCAGCAACAUAUAAACAACCGUGAGGUUUUCUUCCUCAUCUGAUACAUUAAUUCUUCCGUGAUAUGCUGACAUGCAUUUGGAUGUUAUCAGCGGAAGGGGGCGUAAUAUGGAGCUGUGUCUGUAAAAUGUGCAAAUUUUAUAAAAUGUCAUU